AUGUCCGCCAAGAGGACAAAGCUGAUUCUCCCGGACGAAAUUUCGUCUGAAGAGGAGGGAACCACGGGCCCUACAACGAUGAUGGAGGGGAACUCGAGCCUCCUCAUGCGAAUUGCGGAGCUGGAGCAUGAAAAGGCUGACAUGGCCCAGCAGUUGGAGCGCCAGUUGGCGCUCAUCAACGAACUACAGCAGCAGAUGGCUGAGAUGAAAGCAGCCAACAUGGCCGCGAAACAGCCGGCCCAUCAAGAACAACAGCAGCAACUACUGAACCAGCAGCGGCAGCAGCAGCAGCAACAACGGAAACAACAGCGACAAGAGCAGCAGCAGCAGCAACGACAGUAG
Hermetia illucens (black soldier fly) is the source of this 342-nucleotide messenger RNA. RefSeq names its product ataxin-8-like. NCBI's taxonomy places the organism in Eukaryota, Metazoa, Arthropoda, Insecta, Diptera, Stratiomyidae. The coding region runs from base 1 to 342 and encodes 113 amino acids. The transcript is spliced from 2 exons. The record is from RefSeq and is a predicted model, not a curated record.